Geosmithia morbida is the source of this 1182-nucleotide messenger RNA. Its product is annotated as Peptidase family M28. Lineage: Eukaryota; Fungi; Ascomycota; Sordariomycetes; Hypocreales; Bionectriaceae. The coding region runs from base 1 to 1182 and encodes 393 amino acids. The record is from RefSeq and is a predicted model, not a curated record. The transcript has 2 exons. Gene Ontology annotation, molecular function: glutaminyl-peptide cyclotransferase activity; zinc ion binding.
AUGCCCUCGUACACGACGUGGUGGCUCAGGGUCCUGAUGGCCUCGUCCGCUCUGCUCUUCCCGUCGGGGACGUCGACGCUGACGGUGACGGACGAGGCGCUGCGGCGCAUCCCGUCGCCGGGAGACGACUUCGACAUACACUCGGGGAGGCUGCUGGCGCCGAUACUCCGACCCCGCGUGCCGGGGACGCAGGGGUCGCUGGACGUCCAGAGGCACAUUGUCGACUUCUUCGCCGCCGACCUGCCCGACUGGACGGUCGUCUCUCAGAACUCAACGUCCAAGACCCCGGCCACCGGCGACAGGGACGUCCCCUUUGUCAACUGGAUCUUCCGGAGAGACCCCCCAUGGGUCACGCGCGAGGGCGACGCCAGCAGGUUGACCCUCGUCGCCCACUUUGACAGUCUGAGCAAGCCCGAAGGGUUCGUGGGCGCCAUCGACAGCGCGGCCCCCUGCGCUAUGCUCAUGCACGUCGCCCGGAGCGUGGAUGCCGCCCUCACGACUAGGUGGAAGGCCAUGCAGGACAGCGGAGAAGACGGGCUCGAGGAUGAGAGCAAGGGCGUGCAGAUCAUCUUUCUCGACGGGGAGGAAGCCUUUGAACACUGGACAGAUACCGAUUCCAUCUAUGGUGCACGAUCCCUAGCGGAAGAAUGGUCCCGCGAGGCCAACGACGUCUCGGCCGCCUACCGCACCCCCCUCCACUCCAUCAGCCUGUUCGUCCUACUCGACCUGCUGGGCAGUCCCAAGCCGACGGUGCCGUCCUACUUCCUACCCACGCACUGGGCCUACCGUAGCAUGGCCUCGCUGGAGAAGCGCAUGCGCGACCUGUCCCUCCUCGAGUCGCAGCCCGGCCACGUCUUCCUCCCGGACUCGGACAAGUCGGCCAGCCUGUUCGGCCGCAGCGGCGUCGGCGACGACCACGUCCCCUUCAUGCAGCGAGGCGUGGACAUUCUGCACCUCAUCCCCUCGCCCUUCCCCUACGGCCUCUGGCACACCAUGGACGACGACGGGGAGCACCUCGACCUGCCUACCUGUCGGGACUGGGCCAAGAUCGUCACGGCCUUCACCGUCGAGUGGUUCGAGCUGGGCGAAUAUAUGCCUGCUACCGGCAAGAUGGCGAGGGCCGCGCCGGAUGUGUCACACAGCAGUACGGAGAGCAGUAGUAGUAGGAGGACGGAGUUGUGA